Molecule: messenger RNA, 672 nt
Organism: Lottia gigantea (owl limpet)
Lineage: Eukaryota; Metazoa; Mollusca; Gastropoda; Lottiidae
Exons: 4
Coding region: 1-672 (223 amino acids)
Source: RefSeq, a predicted model, not a curated record
AUGGAUUUACGAUUGGUGCUGUGUACGAUUUUAGCAUUUAGUAAUUACUGUACUGGGUUGGUAUUUAAAUAUCACAAUUCCACUGUAUUAACUUACCAUAAUGCAAGAAUCGAAUGUCAAACGAAUGGAUAUGAGUUACUGGUGCUUCAUUCUGAAGCUGACAUUACGGAAAUCAACAACUUUUUGGACACCCUAGACAGGCCUCAACACAUAUGGAUAGGAUUAGAUAAGUAUCAAGGUAAAUCAAAUUUUACGUGGUUAACUGGUAAUCUAGCUUCAUUCAAUAACUGGGAAGAAGGUGAACCAGAUGGAUGGUCCUAUCAACAUUGUGUUUGUAUUCAAAAGACCAACUUACGCUGGAAUUCCAGGAGGUGUGGUUACAAAUUUAAUUUUUUAUGUGGACCUUUGAGCCAACCUAUAAAUUACGAUGAAGGUGGUCUUCUAGUUCAGGGUCCGUUUUAUUUAUUUUCUCAGAACACAAGUAUUCAGUCAAUUUCAACAAUGAAACAUUCCUAUGAGAAAAAACUACGCUGUGCUCAUUUAUGUUCUAUUCAAGUGGAGUGUACAGAUUUCAGUUUAUCGACAGUUGAUUGUACUCUUCAUUUAAAUAGUGUCAAUGGAUCGGAAUUUACGUUGAUUGGAACUAACCUUUGGACAAGGCGACCAAGGUGA